CUUAAAGCGACCUGUUGAACACUGUUUUAUUUUCUCUUUCUAAAUAUGGUUCUUAGGAGAUAUAUAACCUAUAUAUAAAGAAAGCGGAAGUAAAGCGAAGCGCGAGGCUUACACCUGCGGUCUCGCGCUCGAAGCUUUCAUGUAUCAUGAGACCUCGCUUUCUGUUUGCCCACCUGGAGUGUGUGACUCGCGCCUGUUGCUCGCGCUACUUUUUGGCUCUGUGUUUGAAAUGAUGAACACGCCGCUUCCUGGUUCUCCGCGGCAGCAGUGCUGAUGGGGUGGAUGGGCGGCGCGGCGGAGCGCACGAGAGCGACAACCUGCUGUGCGUCUGUGCCCUCACGCAGCUUUGCGUUCUCCAGGGAGUUUUUUCUCUUAGCUUUCUCCUGUUCUCCUUUUAAUGGCGACCGAUCCCUGGCGUUCUUAGCGAUGGCAUGUGAUCGUUGAUGAGCGCGCUGCGUUUGUGUGUGCGUGCGCGCGUGCGUGUGUGUGUGUGUGUGGCACCUGCGAUUCAGUCACUUGGUGUCUUGGGAAGAAUACUGAACUGAAGACCUGAUCUGCGUUCCUCCGAGCUGAUCAUUAUGUCCACGAAAAAGGCGUCCAUGUCGGAUCAUGAGAUUAAAAAUGGAACGUCGAGAAACAUGCUGGAACGCUGCGCCUCGGUUAAUGAAUAUUUUGAUAUUUCCUUUAAGGUAAUGCUGCUAGGAGACUCGGCUGUUGGGAAGACUUGCGUCCUGGUGCGUUUUAAAGAUGGUGCUUUUCUGGGAGGCAACUUCAUUGCCACUGUUGGAAUAGACUUUAGGAACAAGGUGGUGGCAGUGGAUAAUAUGAAAGUCAAGCUUCAGAUUUGGGACACGGCAGGACAGGAAAGGUUCCGCAGUGUCACUCAUGCCUACUAUCGAGAUGCACAGGCUCUCCUGCUUUUGUAUGACAUUACCAGAAAAUCAUCUUUUGACAAUAUCAGGGCCUGGCUGACUGAAAUUCAUGAGUAUGCGCAGAAGGAUGUGGUCAUCAUGUUGCUUGGCAACAAGUCAGACAUGGCGGCUGAACGAGUCAUUAAGCUUGAGGAGGGACAGAAGCUGGCCAAGGAGUACGGAGUUCCCUUCAUGGAGACGAGUGCCAAGACAGGUGUUAACGUGGAGCUUGCAUUCCUCGCAAUAGCGAGAGAGCUGAAACACAGAGCGGCCGAACAGCCUCAUGAACCGAAGUUUCAGAUCCAUGAUUUCAUCGAGUCCCAGAAACAGAAAUCCAACUGCUGUGGUCCACUCAUGUGACGAGUUCAUCUAAGAGACGGACCAAUAAGGACGAAGGUGGCAACAGAAAAUCCAUGAGGAAAAAACAGUAAUGACCAGCAAAUGGUGUGAAGAGACACAAUGUGUGAGAGAAAUAGUUAUUUGGAUGUGUGUGGCAUUAAAGCCUUUUUGCUUUUACCAUCAGGUGUAGCUGUUGUCUGUCUUUGUUCUCCAGCUGUAAUUAAAGAUAAUGGAGCUUAGUGUGCUGAGGUAGACGGCUAUAUAUGGCUUCUCCGAGAGCUAGUCUCGCUGUUAUUAUUAUAAUUAUUAUAAUUAUUAUUCUGAGGGGUGUUCAAGUCAAACAGAGAUUUGUGAUGACGUUUCUUGUGAAUGAAGGCAUAAAACUGAUCUCGUAGUCCACUGCUGUCGUUCCCAUGAACAUUCACCACGUAAAAUGCCUGAUCCUUGAAAAUUGAUGGAUAACUUUAACUUGCGAACUUAAGGAGGAGCUGCAUCUGUCUGUGGGAAUUGUACACAUAAUCGUUCAGGAACACCACUUGCACGUUACAGGAAUUUGGCUGGAAGUUUUUGCCACAUCCACACAUACAAUCCUGACCUCACUACAAGCGAUUUCCUUAUGUUUGGGCCAUUAAAGGUGUUUCUGGGAGGCCAGUGUUUCAGGCAUGAUGCAGGCAGUCCGAUCAUGGCUCCAGCCAAAAAACUUUCUGUUCUGUGUUCUGUUAUUCCGCACAAUCCAAAGUCCCAGUUUGACUCGAACACCACUCAUAUUAAUAUUAUUAUCAAAUGAAGCAAUGAAUCCUUUUUUAAAUCUAUUGCUCAUUUUAGUUCACUUGUGAGGAGGAUAUGUUUUGCUUAAAAUCAUGAUGUCGCUUAAUUUUAAUAAUAAUGUUGGUAUAAAUGUUAAAACUAAAGCUCUAAGCACAUUUACAAUUUUGAACCACUAACAUUGAAAAAUGCUGUAAGCCAUAUUUUUGUGUUUAUGAAUUUGUAUAUAGAUAUGUGUGGUUUUGGAGUUCUUUGCUCAUGAUGCCUUGUCUUUGUGUUUGAUGUAUUGUGGGCCCCAGAGUGACAAGUGUUUCUCUGAAACUUCAUUCAAAAAGCAAAUCAAUGGACUUUUUCCCUUGGCAUCUGUGACCUGCUUUUUUAUUACUGAAAAGUCCCACUGAGCAGGCAAUUUGGUCAGGUUUUCAUGAUUGAACAUGCAGUUCACAUCUGUAUAAACAUCUGGUUUGUAUAUCAGAUUUGUGAAGUAUUUAAAUGAUCAACUCUUGCUGUUGUGAAAGCUAGACUUAAUUAUUGAUUGUUGAUUAUUGCUACUAGUCUUAUUUAGUUGUUACUUGUAACUCAGUGACCUUGUUCCUGAGAUCACAAAGUGCCAAGACAAAGUGCUCUGUAUAGAUACUGUAUAAAUCUCUAUUUUGUAAUGUAGAGUGGUGUUGCAAUGUGUUUCUUAAGACAUGUCAAGUCAAUUUACAAAAGUGGUUCUAUUAGGGAUGGAUGAAAGUCUUCUAUACCCAUAAAAAGUUUAUUUACUUUUA
Clarias gariepinus (North African catfish) is the source of this 2788-nucleotide messenger RNA. Its product is annotated as ras-related protein Rab-37-like. Bases 579 to 1271 code for a protein of 230 amino acids. The transcript has 11 exons. The record is from RefSeq and is a predicted model, not a curated record. Gene Ontology annotation, cellular component: Golgi apparatus; endosome. Lineage: Eukaryota; Metazoa; Chordata; Actinopteri; Siluriformes; Clariidae. Gene Ontology annotation, molecular function: GTPase activity; GTP binding.